Molecule: messenger RNA, 912 nt
Organism: Plasmodium gallinaceum
Lineage: Eukaryota; Apicomplexa; Aconoidasida; Haemosporida; Plasmodiidae
Product: Plasmodium exported protein, unknown function
Exons: 2
Coding region: 1-912 (303 amino acids)
Source: RefSeq, a predicted model, not a curated record
AUGAAUACAUUUCCUUUUUGUUUGAAGGUUGCUACCUUUUCCUUUCUUAUUUGGAUAUUUCAAUACUUUUUGAACCAUAAUUUCAGCAAAUCUUCUUAUAAUAAAAAUAUACCAGCGACAAAAUUUGCAUCAAAAUUCAAAAGAACACUAGCAGAGGUUAGAAAAUCACAAAAAACAGGAUUUUCACUUGAUGAUAUUAAAUUUGUAGAUGAAGAUUGUGAAGAAGAAAGAACAAGUAUAACAGAAGAAAAAAAAAAAAAAAAAUAUCCAAAAAGAGAAAAAUUUCCACAAAAAAAAAAAAUUUCAAAAAAAAAAACUGCAGUUAAAUCAGGUGAUCACAAAGAAAAAUCAGAUUACAGCAGUGAUGAAGAAAGAGAAGAUGAAUCAGACGAAUCAUUUAGCUUCUCUCCAGAGUUAUCCAUGGAAUGGAAUGAUGAGAAUAUACUUAUGUUGGAUAAAUUUCCUAAUCAAAUAAAAGGAAUGAACACUAAUAGGGGAGCUCGCGAAACGGUUGAUGAAGAUUAUAAAAAGGAUUUGGAUAUUUUUGAACCAAGUUGUCCUUAUAAAGAUAAAGGAAGAAUAUCUGAUGAAUCUUUAAAAGAUGUUACAACAAAAUUUGAUGAAAUUUUGCUUUCUUCCAAAGAAAAAUUUGAUAAUCAUGCAAAUGUUGAAUCUGAAAAGACAAAAACUCGAGAACAAGCAUUAAGAGGGGCUGAAAAAUCCGAUGAAAAGCAUAAAGAACAAGAAAUAAAGGAUAAACAGAAACAUGCACAGUUAUCAUCAGAUACUAAAGAGGAAGAUGAAAAAAGAAAAAAAAAAUCCAAUGUACAAUUAGGUAAGAGAUGGAAUGAAGCUAUAUGUUCAAUGUGGAAAGGAUUCAAAAAUAAAACAAAUAAAAAGGAUGAUGAAUAG